Vicugna pacos (alpaca) is the source of this 776-nucleotide messenger RNA. RefSeq names its product glutathione S-transferase P-like. NCBI's taxonomy places the organism in Eukaryota, Metazoa, Chordata, Mammalia, Artiodactyla, Camelidae. Gene Ontology annotation, molecular function: glutathione transferase activity. Gene Ontology annotation, biological process: glutathione metabolic process. Gene Ontology annotation, cellular component: cytosol. The record is from RefSeq and is a predicted model, not a curated record.
CUAGGUCGGAGCGCUUGAGCUCUGCUGCCGCUGCUGCCGCCGUGACCACCAUCCCUGCCGCCACCAUGCCGCCCUACACCAUUGUCUACUUCCCUGUUCGAGGGCGCUGCGAGGCCAUGCACAUGCUGCUGGCUGACCAGGACCAGAGCUGGAAGGAGGAGGUGGAGACCAUGGAGACCUGGCCUGCACUCAAACCCUCCUGUCUGUACGGGCAGCUCCCCAAGUUCCAGGAUGGAGAUCUCACCCUGUACCAGUCCAAUGCCAUUCUGCGUCACCUGGGCCGCUCACUUGGACUGUAUGGGAAGGACCAGCAGGAGGCAGCCCUUUUGGACGUGGUGAAUGAUGGCGUGGAGGACCUCCGUUGCAAAUAUGCCACCCUCAUCUACACCAACUACGAGGCAGGCAAGGAGGGCUAUGUGAAGGCACUGCCGGAGCAUCUGAAGCCUUUUGAGACCCUGCUGUCCCAGAACCAGGGAGGCCAGGCCUUCAUCGUGGGCAACCAGAUCUCCUUCGCAGACUACAACCUGCUGGACUUGCUGCUGAAUCACCAGGUCCUGGCCCCUGGCUGCCUGGACUCCUUCCCCCUGCUCUCAGCCUACGUGGCUCGCCUCAGUGCCCGGCCCAAGCUCAAGGCCUUCUUGGCCUCCCCUGAGCACGUGAAGCGCCCUAUCAAUGGCAACGGGAAGCAGUGAGGGCUUGUGGCCCUCUCUGCAGGAGGCAGCGAGCUGCCUGCUUCCCUCUCCCCAGGACCAAUAAAAUUUUCAGGAGAGAAAAAA